GCAGCUUCCUCUAUUCGCCUUGAAAGGGCAAAAAGCAGCAACUUUUUUGCCUUCUCUUCCCGUCAACUAUUCAAACCAGUCUUAAUCGCGGAGCAAUUCAUAAGUGAUCGCUGCAACAAGCUUUGCGUUGCUCGAUUGGAAGUAGCAGGCGAUUCGGCGACCGAUUGCUGAGCUCUCCGCGAAGAAGAGCUAUGGAGGAAGGAGAAAACGAAGCCGCCGUACCGCCGCCGCCAGUCGGAUCGGUGGUUGAGAAGCUGGUGAACUUGGUGGAGGAGAUCGCCGCCACCUCUGACUACAGGAACUCUUACAAGAAGCAAUUUUCCAAUCUCUCGCGGCGGAUCAAACUGCUGGCGCCCAUGUUCGAGGAACUCAAGGAAAGCAAGGUCGCUAUCCCCGUGUCGGCGUUAAUAGCCACGGAAAAGCUUAAUCGGGCCCUCGAUUUGGCGAAGGAUCUACUCCUACUGGGGAGCAAAGGGAGCAAGAUCUUCCUGGUCCUAGAGCAAGAUCAAAUUAUGGAAAGAUUCCGAGAAGUUACUUCUCAACUGGAGCAAGCUUUGGAUGAAAUUUCCCUUGAUGAGUUUGACAUAUCAGAAGAAGUGAAAGAACAGGUUGAACUAGUGUGUUCUCAGUUCAAAAGAGCCAAAGAAAGGAUUGAUACUACUGAUGUUGAGCUUUAUGCUGAUCUGCUAGUGGUUUACAAUAUGACCACUGAUGCCAAAGUGGAUCCUGUCAUUCUACAGAAAUUGGCAGAAAAAUUACAGCUGAUAACUAUAGCAGAUCUCAAACAAGAAUCUCUUACCUUACAUGAGAUGGUUUCAGAUGAUGGAGAUCCUGGACGGGUCAUUGAAAAGAUGUCCAUGCUGCUUAAAAGGAUUAAGGAUUUUGUACUGACACAUGAACCAGAAUCAGGUUCCCUGACAACCACAAACCUGGGCAAGAUUCCUAUUAUGCCUGAUGAUUUUCGCUGCCCUAUAUCCCUGGAGUUAAUGGGGGAUCCAGUUAUUGUGUCGACUGGACAGACUUAUGAACGAGAGUGCAUUGAAAAAUGGCUGGAAGCGGGGCAUAACACUUGUCCAAAAACACAACAAAAAUUAUCCAGCACGUCGUUAACUCCAAAUUAUGUCCUUCGCAGCCUCAUAGACCAAUGGUGUGAGGCAAAUGGAAUGGUUCCACCCAAGCGUCCUGCACAAACUGGCAAACCCCGAUCAGUCUGUUCUGCCGGUGAACAUGUAAAAGUUAUUGAUCUUGUUCGAAAGUUAUCUUCACAGAACCUUGAGGACCAACGGUCAGCUGCUGGGGAACUUCGCCUAUUUGCCAAGAGAAAUGCAGAUAACAGGAUCUGCAUUGCUGAAGCUGGUGCUAUACCUCGGCUUGUGGGUUUGCUAAGUACAAACGAUGUUUGCACACAGGAGCAUGCUGUUACUGCACUUCUGAACCUCUCUAUAUAUGAGGAAAACAAGGGUAAGAUAAUUAUAUCUGGUGCUGUCCCUGGGAUAGUGCAUGUUCUAAAGAAGGGCAGUAUGGAAGCACGAGAGAAUGCUGCUGCAACACUUUUCAGCCUCUCGGUGGUGGACAGAAACAAAGUGAUAAUUGGUGAGUCAGGAGCAAUCCCCCUUCUCGUUUCACUUUUAAAUGAAGGAAGCCAAAGAGGCAAGAAGGAUGCUGCAACAGCACUUUUCAACCUAUGCAUUUACCACAGUAACAAGGGAAGGGCAGUUCGGUCUGGGGUGAUUAAAAUACUGAUGACACUCUUGUUAGAUCCUGAAGGAUCUAUGCUGGAUGAGGCACUUGCUAUUAUGGCAAUCAUUUCAAGCCAUCCUGAAGGAAAGGCAGCAAUUACGGCAGCUGAAGCAUUGCCAGUGCUACUACAUAUGAUAAGAUGCGGGUCACCAAGGAACAAAGAAAAUGCAGCAGCUGUCUUGGUACAGCUCUGCAAUGGGGACCAGCAGCAACAACAUUUGGCCGAGUUGCAGGAGCAAGGGAUGAUGAUGCCACUGCAGGAAAUGAUAGAGAGUGGCACUGACCGAGGCAAGAGGAAGGCUGCAGUGUUGCUUGAGCGCAUGAAAAGAUUCUUGGAGCAACAAAAGGAGGCUCAAGCUCAAAUGCAGGAAGUGGCAGACAAUUUAAUGGAUACAACUUCAUCAGUUCUGAUUGAUACUUAACUACUUUGUUCUUUUGCUAUAAUGAUUGACGUGAUGAAAUCAUUAUUGUCGUCUAAUUAUAAGAUUGGCGGUGGAAGAUCACCUGCCUGGAAGAGUUGUAAAUUAAUUGGGUUGUGAUUCUGUGCGCAUUGAGGAUCAGUCAGUCGCAAUAGUUGAGUUGUGAUUGUGCGAGUUGGGUUGAUCAGUCAGGUGUGAUAAUUAGACUCCUACUGCCAUAACUAGAAAUAUAGGUCACAAGUGUUGAAAGUGUGGCAUUGUGAAGAUGUAAGUUAUCACCCUCAAUUUUUAUGAAGGGUUGCCAUCAAUCUGUUCUGUCUCCCCAAUUUGACAAUGAUCUUCAAAAUUAUCCAGUGACUAAGAUUCGUUAUUAUUUAUUUUA
Messenger RNA from Zingiber officinale, 2541 nucleotides. RefSeq names its product protein spotted leaf 11-like. Gene Ontology annotation, biological process: protein ubiquitination; cell surface receptor signaling pathway. Bases 192 to 2162 code for a protein of 656 amino acids. The transcript is spliced from 4 exons. Gene Ontology annotation, molecular function: protein binding; ubiquitin-protein transferase activity. The record is from RefSeq and is a predicted model, not a curated record. NCBI's taxonomy places the organism in Eukaryota, Viridiplantae, Streptophyta, Magnoliopsida, Zingiberales, Zingiberaceae. Gene Ontology annotation, cellular component: nucleus; cytoplasm.